CAACAUGCCGUUUCGCAAGAUUAGCUGUGAUGUCAAACUUGCAGCGAUCCGACUACACGAACGUGAACUUUUGAGCCUUGCGGACAUCUUGGAUUGCUGCAGAUUUUCGGAACGGACUUGGUUCCACAUUUUGAAACUCUGGCAGGAAACUGGCGAUGUUGUUGACCCUCAGCCUCACAGAGUACUCCGUGGUCGUCUGCGUGUGUUGGAUCGCGAGGAUAUUGAUUGCUUGCUGCAUCUUGUCAGACAGAAUCCCGACUACUUCUUGGACGAGUUCAUGCACCUCCUGCAAACCAAUCAAUUCAUAUCUGUU
Molecule: messenger RNA, 313 nt
Organism: Suillus plorans
Lineage: Eukaryota; Fungi; Basidiomycota; Agaricomycetes; Boletales; Suillaceae
Exons: 1
Source: RefSeq, a predicted model, not a curated record